Hydractinia symbiolongicarpus is the source of this 2474-nucleotide messenger RNA. RefSeq lists its product as uncharacterized. Lineage: Eukaryota; Metazoa; Cnidaria; Hydrozoa; Anthoathecata; Hydractiniidae. Bases 105 to 1538 code for a protein of 477 amino acids. The transcript has 8 exons. The record is from RefSeq and is a predicted model, not a curated record.
AUAAAAUAAAAAUUUAACGCAGACGUGAAGUUAUACUACUAAGUUAGUUGAACGGAAAGUUUAAAAACGGAGAGGAAGCCAUCGUUUUAAUCGAACCACAGAUUAUGAAUCUUAUACAGAUCCCUAUUUUAUUAACAAUUUGGUUAUGCAGUGUACACCAAGCGAUAUCUGGAACAGUUGAAGCUAUCAAAACCAAUUUCGAAGUUCCAGUAAACCAAACUGCUAAUUUGCAAUGGAGAGUUGCCAUUGAUGCAGGAGAAAGAAUGUCUACAGCAAAUGUGUUUGUUCUUGGAUCACCCAAUGUUCAAAUAAUUAAAUUAGUAUCAAUCCCAACAGCUGCUGGUGAAGCAAUGUUUGGUAAUCGAUUAUCUGCAAGCUUGGAAGAAGGCAUAUAUACACUAUCUAUCAAGAAAAUUAAAUUUAAUGAAAAGAAGCAUUUUGAUUUGAGAGUUAUAUUCGACUCACCAGUUUUACAUUCAAAAAAUGCAACAGUGGUUAUAAAAGACGUUAUAGGUGGUCCUCUUUUUUGUGGUGCAAAUAUAUCUAAAAGCUACAUCGUGAUCGAAGAAACAGCGCUGACUUUAAAACAAGAUGUUUGUGGCAAUCCUAAACCAGAUGUUCAGUGGAAAAUGUCAAGCGACAGUGCAUAUAUGCCAUCCGAAAGUUCUGUUUUGAAAGAAAAUAUCACAAGAACUUACCAAUACACAUAUACAACAAAAGCAUUAACUAGGGCAAAUUGCGGUCACAUAAUUGAAUUUCGUGCCUCUGGUCACAAACCUUAUAUAACUGAACAAACGAUAAUAAACAUCAAUUUUACACCAGCAGUUGCAACUGCCAUAGCAUAUUACCAUCAAGAUAAUUGUGUCCAUGUGAAUUGGAAGACAGAGGAUACCGGAAAUUGUAAAGUGACAUAUCAACUUACUUUUAAUACCGGAAAAAAUUUUGAAGUGACUGGCAAUACUUUUAAAAACUGUUCCCAAGAAAUACUAAGAACCACAUCUGUCAACAUCAGAGGGAUAUACAAUGGUCAACGUGGAGAUAAAAGCGAGGAUGUUUUCUCAUCAACCCGACCACCCAAUCCACCAAAGAAAGAUGAUGGAAAUAACAAAGGGUUAAUAAUCGGAGUUGUUGUGUCUGUCAUCAUCAUAAUCAUUAUUAUUAUAGUGAUAGUGUGUGUUUUAAAGCGUAGAAAAAAUGACGAGAGUAAUUAUCCAUUGCGUUAUGAAGAACCAGAGGAGAAUGAUUAUGUUAUGGAUUUAAAUAUGCCGAAAACAUAUGCUCAACCAAGCUCUAGUGAAGAUAGGAAAAACAAUCCUGAUCAAGUCAUUUAUUCAGAUGUUGGAAUGGGUGGUGGCAGAACUGGUCCAAAACCUGUAGUUGCUCCAGCUAUAUACUCAGAAAUGAAAGUUGAUUCAAGAGGCUAUCCAGUUGAUGGCAAUAAUCUAAGUCGAGAAAAAGGUGUAUACUCUGCUGUGGGUCCAAAUUCCCAUUCUGACAGUGAUAGCGAUGCUGACCACUACGAGGGUGUAGUUGUUUAGUGGAAUCCAAUGUUAAUGAAUAUAUAUGUUUAUCUUGUAUAUAUAAUUAUGUGUUCCUGUAUAUACGACAACUUAACAUUUCCCUAUUAAAUUAACAUUUUAAAUUAUCAUCCUCUCAAUUUAGAUUUUGUUGCUUGGGAAUAAACAGGGAAAAUCAAGAUGGGAAUAUUUAGCUUGUCAAUCAAAAACAAUAAAUUCAGCUUCGAAGGUUUUGUGUUAUCAUUUAAUAACAUUCAAUAUUUAGAAAUAGUGUUGUAAUAUUUUGGAAAUAAUAUUUAGUUUUUUAUUAUAAUUUCUUAGGUGCUCUAAUAAAUAUUUUAUACUUUUGUACAGAUGAUGGUGUUAAUUUGUUUUUUGGUUACUAAUUUUUGAAGUCUAAAAAAUUAAAAUUUAAAAUUAAAAAGAGGAUGUAGCUGUAGCAACAAGAAAAUAUCAUAUAUCUCUUAUGUCACUAUAUCGUAUCGUUCCGAAAUUGAAUUCUAAAAAUGAUACCACAUAUACCACAUGUGUAAACCUGAAAAAUAAGUAGCCAAUUUUUUUGAUUUUUAGAUUAUUGGGGAUCUCAAAUGCUCAAUUUUUUUAUUUAUAUUUAUAUGUAAAAGAACAGUUUUUAGGAUCAACAUAUACUUUUAUGUGCAAGCGACCUUUUUAAUUUGUACUCCCCUUACUAAUUCCAUCAUAAAGAUGUAACAAACUAAAAGCAGGGCUAAUUAAAAAUAAAAGCGUAUUUUUAAAGCAGAUAAUGUGCUCUUCCAUUAGUUAAGAAAAUUAAAAAUACUUUUUCUAGUCACUUUAAUAAUUGCUGUAUUUCUUCUGUCUUUUGUGCAUGAGAAAACAGUCAUAAACCAAAAUGCAAUAUAUAAGCCUGUUCAAUGUAUCUAAAAUGUAAUGUUUAAAAUAUAACCUUCCUUAAUGUAAUACUUUAAAUUCUGUAAA